Molecule: messenger RNA, 1461 nt
Organism: Lobosporangium transversale
Lineage: Eukaryota; Fungi; Mortierellomycota; Mortierellomycetes; Mortierellales; Mortierellaceae
Product: male sterility protein-domain-containing protein
Exons: 4
Coding region: 1-1461 (486 amino acids)
Biological process (GO): long-chain fatty-acyl-CoA metabolic process
Cellular component (GO): intracellular membrane-bounded organelle
Molecular function (GO): alcohol-forming very long-chain fatty acyl-CoA reductase (NADP+) activity
Source: RefSeq, a predicted model, not a curated record
AUGUCGCCUCCACAUCACAAGUAUAGGCCUGCAAAAGCCAUAGAAUUUUACAACAAAAACACGGUCAUAUUCUUGACAGGCGCCACAGGAUCCGUUGGCAAGUCCAUCCUGGAGAAGUUAUUCCGUUCCUUCCCACAAAUCACAAAGAUUUACUUAUUGAUCAGGGUAUCAGAAGGCAAUACUAUGAAGGAUCGCAUUGAAGAAGUAGUUGAUAGUGGAGUGUUUGAUAUCUUAAAGGCUCAAUUCUCAAGUGCACAAGAGUUCCAAGAAAAGAUUGUCAGUAAGAUAGUGCCUCUUAAAGGGAACAUUUCUGUCUGUCACUUGGAGCUCACAGACAAGGAUAUAGCCAUGGUUCGGGAAGAUACUACGGUUUUCUUGGACUGCGCUGGUUCUGUGAGGCUUGAUGACUCGUUAAACACUGCACUUGAGGCAAAUACAAAAGGCCCACUUCAAAUAAUUGAGAUUGCCAAGGGCUGCAGAAAUUUAGCUGCUGCUGUUCAUAUUUCGAGUUGCUCAGUCAAUGCACCCAUAGUUGGUCCACAUAAUGAAGAAACCAACUAUCCUAUGGUAUUUGACAAUGACCUAGAAAGUAUUUUUGAAAUGCUGUCCACUAAGAUGUCCGACGAAGAGAUAAGAGACUAUGAAAAAUCUGUUGUCCUCAAGUCCUAUCCCAGCACAUACAUAUUCGCCAAAUGCUUGGUGGAAGCUUUGAUUAUAAAACGAUACAAAGACAUGGCUCUCCCUAUUGUCAUUGUCCAUUCUUCCAUAGUUUCUGCUGCUUGUCAGGUACCGGUUCCUGGUUGGGUAGAAGGCCACGUUGGAGCCAACAGAACCGCUGAGUCGGACCUAAUACCCGUCGAUAUUGUAACUAAAACGACCCUACUUUCAGCCACGACUGCUGAUGGCACACUCGCAGGGCCGCCCAUAUAUCAUAUUGGUAUUAAGUGCAUUAAUCCCACCAAUUGGCGUACCUUCGGUAUGUAUGUGACUGCGUGCUGGCGCGCGGUUAAACGGCCAUGUCGACGAGUCUCAAGUGACAUCCGAUUCGAGCUUUGUCCUGGCGCAGAAUUCAAACGUCGAUUUGAUGUCCACUUUGGAGACCAGCUCCAAACUUUAGUUCAACACGAAGGAGAUAGAAAGCUUAAAGCCCGUAUCUCCUGGGUAAAAACUCUGCCCAUAGCUUUAAAAAGCAUUUUCACGUUCCAGUGGCACUAUGACGUGAACAAUACAUUGGCCCUCGACGAUGCUGCUCCUGUAGAGCUCAAGAGUCAUCUCAGAAGAGGCAUAGAUUGGCACAAGUACAUGGAGGACUACAAUGCAGGCGUACAAACGUUUAUUUUGGGUGAGAAGGUCGACAGGUCCAUUGUGAUUGAAUACCCAGCUGCAUUGCGCUCAGAAUUAGGCAUAGGGAGAGAAGAAGACCCUGAAUCAACAGCCAAGAAGAACGCCCCUAGGCUUUAG